Messenger RNA from Moesziomyces antarcticus, 3636 nucleotides. Its product is annotated as kinase-like protein. The record is from RefSeq and is a predicted model, not a curated record. NCBI's taxonomy places the organism in Eukaryota, Fungi, Basidiomycota, Ustilaginomycetes, Ustilaginales, Ustilaginaceae. Bases 1 to 3636 code for a protein of 1211 amino acids. Gene Ontology annotation, cellular component: cytoplasm. The transcript has a single exon. Gene Ontology annotation, biological process: protein phosphorylation; signal transduction. Gene Ontology annotation, molecular function: protein kinase activity; ATP binding.
AUGGCACAUACGAGUCGUCCGCGCUCGGCUCUGUCACCGGUUCCUCUGAACCACUUCCUGCCACACUCGUCCUCUCUGGCGCAACAGACCUCUUGCUUUGUCCAGCUUCCGGUUGUCGCCUGCUCGCCUGCCACCAUGAUCUCUCAAAGGGUCCGUGCAGGUCUCAAGCGCAAGAAGGGCGCCCGCACCCGGUUGGCUAGCAACUCGUCCGCAGAGAAUGCCGCGAAGACAAGAUCGACCCACAAGGAUCAGCAGGAUCACCCAUAUGCCACUUCCCCGGCCCUCGGUCGAAGCUCCUCGCUAGCACGUCGCAGGAGGAACGACGCCAAGCUCAACAUCGUCACUUCGCCUCACCUUCCUCGCGACAAGCCUUCCUCUUCUGCCAGCGAGCUGUCUGAAUGGUCUUCCGUCGCAUCAGUCUCCCCUACCUCUUCGCGCGCACCUGUGCUGCGAUCCGAGGAUCAUCUUGAGCCAGCCCAACAACGCCCCGGCAUCCAGACGCGACGCUCAAGUCGCAGCUCGCUCCAUCGCACACUUGACGGCAUGACGCUCGAAGAUCGCCGUCCUAAUGCUGCCGACCGAUCCAGUCGAUCGCUGUCGGCAUCGAUGAGCAGGCAAAGCAGCAGCCGCACCGCUGGUAGCGCAGACAAUGCGCCUCCACAGCCGCGCCAGCGUCGCGUUGCCAGCUCCACCGCCGUGCUCGACUCGGAUCACAGCUCAGACGGCCCCGACGACAUGGACGACGAAGAAGCCGAGCACGUCCGUCUCGUCGAAUCCGCACCCACUUGGCAGCUCCACCGACUGCGCAGGGACGAGCUUAUCCAACUCUCUCAGAUCGCUGGCGCCUGGGAUACGGACCCCACCGACGACCAGCUCGAGCUCCUCACCAAGCACGAUCUCGUGAAUCAGAUCAUCACCAGUCGCUCGCGUCUCGAUCGUUCACAGACCGGCAAGGAGCGGAAUUUCGCCGCGGUGCAACGCCAGCGUCCAAGUCGUCAAGCAUCCCACCGCUUCUCGAGACAUGACGGCGGGGAUAACGAAAAAUUCCUGGCCGAUUCGCAUCCGACCUCGCAUCGAUCUCAAUCCACUUUGCAUUCGGCAUCUCCAGACGACUCCGACGAUUCCAGCGACAGCGACGCCUCGAACGAGGCAGGCGGCGAAGAGACGGAGGCCGAACCCAGCCGCAUGCGCAUCCCUCGUCGACACAUGCCUCGAUACAGGCAAGGUCGGAUCGAAGCAGACAAUGCGUUGCGCCGCAUGGAUUCGGCUACUUUUGACGAGAUGGAGCCCUCCAAGGCGAACCAGGCACCGCGGCGUCAGCUACGCAAUAAGACGGACGUACGGCGUGCAAAUAGUCGCCGCCUGGGCUCGGAUCUGCUUUCGGCCUCCGCUUCCUCCUCCAUCUUUGGCGGGAGGAGCUCGCGCGCCUCGCAGAACUCUCACUCACCCUUCGUCCAUCGAUACAAGCCAAACGUCUUUGUGGCAUCGUCGCCCGUAAGGACACGCUCCCGUACCGCUCGAAUGACGCUUGGUAUGCCCUCCAGGCGCAAGAAGGCGUCGCGCGGCCUCGAGGCGGCUGAUGGGGGCGCUGCAGCCUUCGAUCCCAUGGCCACACCCAAGCUUGGCGGCAGGCGACCUCGAUGCGGCCAGAAAGCUGUCCAGUUCCACAUUUCUCCGUCCGUCACCAUCGGCGAACAGCAGGACGACGAGUGGAUGGAGGGCGAUUCGACGGACAGCGAAGCCGUCGACGCUUCUUUGCAGACUGAACCAUCACCCGUGGAGGAUCCAAAUGCUUCCAGUCGAGCACUGGGCAUCCAGCGAGGCACUCGCAAGGCCUCGCGGACCAGGCGGUCGACGGCAGGGUCCGAAUCGAGUUUGACAUCGCACCAGCCGCGCAGCCGCAGUGUCUCGAUGGAGCCGCCGUCCGAGCCCGAUGUGGAGCAGGUGCACAGCGAUGCUGAUAUGGCCACCUCAGACGACGAUGCUCCCACUCCGACCAAGUUCCGCAAAUUGCGUAACGGCAAGCUUCGAUUGGUCUCGGGAUCAGCAGUGGGAGGUACGGAUGCCAAAGACCCCGAGUCCGAGCGCAUGGACGAUGUGGACAUGGAAAGCGCCCCCGAAACCACGACCGCUCCGGCACGUGCAAGAAGCGCUCGGACCGAAUCCCCAGAGGAUGAAGCGCCGCAGAACGGCGACUCGGAAGAUUGCGAAAACGCCAUGGUGGAGCCUUCCUUUGCGGCGCUCUCGCGUCUGCGCAAGGCGGCGCUUGAGCAACUGUGCAACCAUCGCGAGAUCGACAUCGGUGCGGACGACAAGAAGGCAAAUCUCAUCACCAAGCUGCUGGAGUGGCAUCAACUCACCGCGCUUGAGGCCGCAGGGGAAGACGGCUCAGGCUCGGAUGACGAGGGCAGCUCGCUUCGGCCAAAUGCAUCCACGGAGACGAUCGUCGGGGGAGCCGACGCGAUUCGCUCCAACGUCUCGACCGCCACUGCCACUGCCGAUGACGAAGCUGCCAAGGCGGGGCAACGAACGCCCACGCGUCGACGCAACGGCCGAGCCGGCCGUCACGCACGUCCUGCUGCUACGGACAGCGACAAACCUCUUCUGCUGCGUGGGCGUGACAAGGGCAACACCUCGUCUGACAAGCUGCCGACGCCGCCGCUCACUUCGAACAACGAAGAAGCGCAAGCGCCGCAGGCGGGCGACGGAGUCGACGAGCUCAACGGGCUUGAUCUCGAGAGCCUCAACCUGACGGACAAGGAGAUCGCGCCCUCGAAGCUGGAGAAGCUCGAAAAGAUCGGCUCUGGCGGCUUCAAGGACGUUUAUGUGGGCAAGUAUCGCAUCUCGAAGACGCGCGUCAACAAGGUGGCCAUCGCCGACAUUCGUGACCAGCUGACGGAGAUGGACAUCAAGGAGCUGAGCCUGCUCCGCGAUCUGCGGCACGAGAACAUUGUGCGCUUCAUCGGCGUCAGCAUCCCCGAAGAUCCGCGUCAUGUGCCGUGCAUGAUCGUGAGCGAGCUCUGCUCGAACGGCGACCUGUUUGACUACAUCCGCAACGUCGAGGCGCCGUGCGAUGCCGAGGUGUUUCGUAUUCUGCUCGAGACGGCACGCGGGCUCGAGUAUCUGCACACGCGCACGCCGGCGAUCAUCCACCGCGACUGCAAGUCGACCAACGUGCUGAUCACGCGGCGCAAGACGGCCAAGAUCAACGACUUUGGACUUGCGCGCGUCAAGAACACGUCGCGCUCCAUGAUGCGCUCGCUGGUGGGCACGGUAAACUGGCAGGCGGUGGAGCUGUGGGUGCCCAAGCCGCACUACAACGAAAAGGUCGACGUGUGGUCCGCGGCCAUGACGUUCUGGGAGGCGCUGCAGUGGCACCAGCCCGAGAAGAAGUAUCCGUUCCAGGGCAUGAACGAGCACCAGAUCUAUCAGGACGUCGGACAGAAGAAGCAGCGUCCGUAUACGGGCGCCAUUCGACGCCAGUUUGGAGGCGAGAUCGUGGAUCUGCUCGACCGCAUGUGGGACCACGCGCCCAAGAACCGCCCGAGCAUGACCGAAGUCUGCACCGAGCUGGAGGCGCUGAUCCAGAUGAAGAAGGACGCUGCCGCCGCCGCUUCGCACCCGUCCAAGGUCUAG